CAUAUCUGUUGUUUCAUGCAGUGCUGACUUCCUAAAGCCAAGGCGACUGAAAACGCAGCGGAGAAGACGUCUGGUUCGGAUGCUUUCUUGAAGCUGGACCCCGUCCACCAAACCCAGGCUGAGACAAGCACCUCUGCCCCUACUGUCGACUCUGCUAGCAAGAACGACACUUCCAACGUCGGCAUGCCCAUUACCUCCCUCGCUCCUGAUACUGCUGUAUUGAGCAACAACCCCAAACCAAGCGCAACAGAGACCACUGGCAUUACGGACAAGGUCUGGAAGGACACCCCGCUAGAUGAUAUCAGCCGCUCAGGUGCUCCGGGAGCUGGCCCUACAGCACCCAGUCAUGUCACUCCUGCAACUCCCGGUCUUGACGCGAACACAGCUACCACCAUCUCUUCUGAUGCUGCUAUCAAGACUUCAGCCCCCGACUCAGUGACGGCUUCGUCCGGUCUUUACUCUGGUUCCGAGCCUCAGCGUUCAGAAACUGAUGCUGGCCUCAACAAGACCGAGGCGGAGAAGGAAGCCGAGAAACGUGAUACUCCAGCAUGGACAAACACGGGCGUGACUUCGGAUAGCAGCAAGUACGAAGAGGACGUUACCAAACAAAACGCCGCUUCUCCAAAGGAGUCCAAGAGUACGUUAACACAAAAGGCUAUGCAUAUUCUGAGUGGCGCUGACGGUAUGGCAGGCGUGGCGGAGACGGAGACAGGUCGCAAGUUGUCGUCUGAUAGCCAUGAGGAGAAGGGCGGCAAGAUGUCGCACUUGAAGGAGAAGAUGAAGAACAAGCUUCACAUUGGCUCCAAGGACAAAUAGACCCAGAUGCUUCCGCUGCUCUACACUGCGAGGAGCUGGUAAAAGCAACAUCUGUUUGAUGAAGGACGAGAUUUGAUACCACGGCAAUAACAGCCAUACUUACGAAGAAGAUUCUUGUAAUGACCUUUCUUUAGAUAGUAAUCUAAUGGAUUAAGCUAAGUUGAGCUUCCUUGCGUGCAUGGUCCAAUCAAUGCC
Molecule: messenger RNA, 1011 nt
Organism: Bipolaris sorokiniana ND90Pr
Lineage: Eukaryota; Fungi; Ascomycota; Dothideomycetes; Pleosporales; Pleosporaceae
Exons: 1
Coding region: 184-816 (210 amino acids)
Source: RefSeq, a predicted model, not a curated record